This is a messenger RNA of Fraxinus pennsylvanica, 2145 nucleotides long. The record is from the annotation of a GenBank genome assembly. NCBI's taxonomy places the organism in Eukaryota, Viridiplantae, Streptophyta, Magnoliopsida, Lamiales, Oleaceae.
AUGAGAUUGGUUGGACGCACUGGAGUCGGGGAAUGUAGCGCCACCACCACCACCACCGAAACCGGCGACGACGGCGCCGGUGGUGGUGCGGUGGUGGUUGUCGGAGUGAAGUUGGAUGCACGGAGCAGGGAGUUGCUGACGUGGGCGUUGGUGAAAGUGGCGCAAUCUGGGGAUCGUGUCAUUGCUAUGCACAUCCUUGAUCCUGGCACCGAAGGUAAAGCGAGUUUGCUUUCGCUAGUGAAGACUUUCGAUUCAGUUCUGGCUGCUUAUGAAGGCUUCUGUAACCUGAAACAGGUGGAUCUGAAGCUUAAGGUCUGUAGAGGAUCACCAGUUCGUAAAGUCCUAGCUCAGGAAGCAAAAUCAUGUGGAGCAACUUGUUUAAUUGUCGGAUCUUCUGUAGCGCAUCACACAAUUCGAUCCAGGACAUCAGUCGCGAAGUAUUGCGCAAAGAAUCUCCAAAAAAACAUCUCAGUUAUCUCUGUUAACAAUGGCAAGAUCAUGUUCCAAAGAGAAGCAACAGCUUUGGCAGGCCCAGAGACAAAAUCUAAGCAGAGGAAAAUUAUGGGAAGAAGUCCUCUGAGUUUGCCACCAGAGAGAGUUUUGUCAUCAUCUAGUAGUGAAAAUGAGCACAAUUCCAUGGCGUUGGUUCCCAUCAAGACUCAGGAAAUGCCUGAGUCAAGGUCUGGAUGGACACUCCUCCGAAGGGUCUUUUUCCAUAAUGGAAAAGUACCUGAAACUCCUUCUCCUAAGAAGUCAUCUUUAAUGCAAUGGAUGUUGAAAUUACCAAGCCGUCAAUCUGUGACCGCUAUUUAUCCUGAUCAAAAACAUAUUAAUGCAUCAAAUAAGGAUGAGUUUCAUUGUACAGAUUUGGACACAGAAAAGGGUGCAAUUAUACCGUAUCUGGGCGGCACUACUUCUGUAUCUGAUUUUUCUAAAACCAUUUCUAGAGAACUUGAGGGUCUUAGGCAGAAGUACUCGUCAACAUGCAGAAUAUUUAGCUACCAAGAACUUCUGUUAGCAACAAACAGUUUCACUGCUGAAAAUUUGAUUGGGAAAGGGGGGAGCAGUCGAGUUUAUAGAGGAUGUCUACCAGAAGGCGAGGAACUGGCUGUGAAAAUUCUUAAACCGUCGGAGGAUGUGUUGGAGCACUUCGUUUCUGAAAUUGAAAUCAUCACAUCUUUGCAUCACGGCAAUAUAAUUUCAUUGGUUGGCAUCUGUUUUGAGGAAAACAAUCUACUUUUGGUUUAUAAUCUUUUAUCCAGAGGAAGCCUAGAAGACAAUCUCCAUGGUCCUAAGAAAACUGGGAAUUCAUUUUGUUGGGAAGAUAGAUAUAAAGUCGCUCUGGGCGUGGCUGAGGCACUGGACCAUAUACAUAAUGCAGCAGUUGAACCCGUCAUUCACAGGGAUGUGAAAUCUUCAAAUAUCCUUCUUUCAGAUGACUUUGAGCCUCAGCUUUCAGAUUUUGGGCUUGCUACUUGGGCUUCAAGUUCUUCGCAUCAUAUGGAUACCACUGAUGUUGCUGGAACAUUUGGCUACUUGGCUCCGGAAUACUUUAUGCAUGGCAAAUUGAAUGAAAAUAUCGAUGUAUAUGCAUUUGGUGUUGUACUCCUUGAGCUUUUGUCUGGUAGAAAGCCCAUAGAUAAUGAUCUUCCAAAGGGUGAAGAAAGCUUGGUAAUGUGGGCAAAUCGCGUUAUGAAAGAUGGGAAAAUUUCCCAGUUGCUAGAUCCUAACCUCACUAAUGCUUAUGACUACAAUCAAUUUGAGAAAAUGGUCUUGGCUGCUAUCCUUUGCAUCAGACGUGCACCUCAAUCUCGUCCUCAAAUUAGCCUCAUCCUCAAACUCCUUCAAGGUGAUCCGGAAGUUCUUGAUUGGGCAACUGAGCAGGUCAAUGCUUUGGAAGAAGUAGAUAUUGUCGAUGCUGAGCAGUCAGGGACGAACCUCCAAUCUUUUAUUAAUCUUGCAUUGCUUAAUUUGGAGGAAGGCUCCGGUCUCGGACGCGAGGGUUACAAUGUUUCGACCUCCUCCUUACCUGAUUUACGUCACGGUCCAGAUGUCGGUUGGACUGUGUUUUGUCCUAUGGAUCACAUUUUCACAGUUCUUUGUGCUAGUGAAAUUGCUGCUGAAUAUGCAAAUGCCAGCUAUUGA